Ooceraea biroi (clonal raider ant) is the source of this 337-nucleotide messenger RNA. RefSeq lists its product as uncharacterized. The record is from RefSeq and is a predicted model, not a curated record. NCBI's taxonomy places the organism in Eukaryota, Metazoa, Arthropoda, Insecta, Hymenoptera, Formicidae.
UUGCAGGAACGAGUGGCGUAACAAAAGUGACCAACGAUUAGAUCGUAUGGAGGCAGAACUGAAAAGGAUGAAUACCCUACUCGAAGAGAUAGUGAGGCACCAGCGAAAUCGGGAUCGCCCUAAUCAAGUGCGGAAGCCAAGGAUCCUACCAAUAUCGUCCAUAAGAGAAAUGGACGCUUUUGAAGGUGCAACCGACGAUAUCUUUUUUGAUACCGUAAGUAGAGAAAGAAAAAUUUUACAUGCAACAGCGCCAAGUACAGCAGCUCAUACCAGAGAUUCAGAGAAGAUGAAGAACCUGGGAGAAGCUGAACACUGGAAGAACUGGAACUGGAACUAA